This is a messenger RNA of Dinoponera quadriceps, 300 nucleotides long. RefSeq lists its product as uncharacterized. Gene Ontology annotation, molecular function: lipase activity. NCBI's taxonomy places the organism in Eukaryota, Metazoa, Arthropoda, Insecta, Hymenoptera, Formicidae. The record is from RefSeq and is a predicted model, not a curated record. The coding region runs from base 22 to 300 and encodes 92 amino acids. The transcript is spliced from 2 exons.
UCGAAACAUCGUAGCGGAUAAAUGGCACUCCAUCUUGAUCGUUUACCCGCCGUUUCAGAUUUCUGCAGUCACAAAUAUUCCUGGAGAUUCUACGCCGAGUCCGUGACCAACGAGCUGUCCUUCCUAGGCGUGCAGUGUUCCUCGUGGUCUCGCUUCUUGUCCGGCGAGUGCAACAAUCACACCCGAGUCGUCAUGGGUUACGGCGCAUCGAGAAGAGCGAAUGGCAGCAUUUAUCUGAUGACGGCUGCGCAGAAUCCUUUCGGGCUGCGGGAGAAAGGAGCGCAAGUUGUUGCCGUGUAG